Molecule: messenger RNA, 1236 nt
Organism: Ophidiomyces ophidiicola
Lineage: Eukaryota; Fungi; Ascomycota; Eurotiomycetes; Onygenales; Onygenaceae
Exons: 5
Coding region: 1-1236 (411 amino acids)
Biological process (GO): regulation of mRNA processing; spliceosomal complex assembly; protein phosphorylation
Molecular function (GO): ATP binding; protein kinase activity
Source: RefSeq, a predicted model, not a curated record
AUGUUAUCCUCUUCCCGAAUACCCGGAACCUAUCCGACCACCGGCUUUGAAUUGAUUGAAAAUCCUAAACUUCUAGAUGAGGAGACUCUUCCAUCCUAUUACCCCGAAAAAUACUAUCCGGCUCAUUUGGGGGAGAUUCUUGGCGAGAGAUAUCAAAUUCUUGGGAAGUUAGGGUUUGGAACUACAUCGACCUGGAAAACAUUUCCAACCAAAUUUAGAACAGAUGCCUACGUUGCACUCAAGCUCUAUGUCACCGGGGCUAAGAGAGACCGUGAGCUAAACAUGUACAAGCGCAUAGAGGCUGCUUGCGCAGAAACAGAUCAUCCAGGAAGACCAUUUAUUCGCAAACUUCUUCAUUCUUUUCAGGUGAAAGGCCCUCAUGGUGAUCAUCUAUGUCUAGUCCACGAGCCGCUUGGGCUCAAUUUGAGUCAGAUCUCAGACUAUUACCCCGGAAGAAAAUUAGAUCUCGAGAUAAUAAGGCCUUCUCUUCGUAAUAUUCUCAUUGGCUUGGAUUUUUUACACAUAAUAGCAGGCAUUAUCCAUACAGAUUUACAAACUACCAACUUAAUUUUUAGUGUGAGCAGACCAGAGAUCCUUGCGGCCUUCGAAGAUCAACAGGCUUCCGACCCCGUACCAAGGAAAAUUCUCGACGAUGGCCGUACUAUAUAUUCAACUAGACCAUUGAAUUUAUGCAAUGGGCUACCUUUGCUAUGUGAUUUUGGAGAAGCUCGGACUUUUGAGGAGGCUGGAACUCCUGGUGAAGAUGUCAUGCCGGAUGUUUAUAAAGCACCAGAGGUUAUUCUUCAAAUGAAAUGGGAUCAUCAAAUUGACAUUUGGAACGUUGCUAUGGUGGUCUGGCAUCUUCUCAUGGGAGAACCUUUAUUUAAGGGUCGAAGUCCUUGUGGUACGUAUCAAGAUGAUAGAGUACAUAUGGCCGAAAUGGUUGCGCUUAUGGGGAACCCCCCUUUGGAGUUUACUCAGCGAUCACAUAUGAGUCGUGCGUUGUGGGAUGAAACAGGCAAAUGGAAGGGAGCCGCACCAAUUCCUGAUAUUAGUCUAGAGAAGCUCGGGGCCAACAUCAUUGGAGAUGAUGAAGAUAAAGAAGGGUUUCUGGAAUAUUUCCGGAAAAUGUUAUGCUGGGUCCCUGAAGAGAGGCCAAACUGUGAGGAACUAGUAUUGGACCCUUGGCUGAUGAAGGGCCUUAAUAUUCAAAAGCCAAUCGUCAGAACCAGAUAA